Molecule: messenger RNA, 2565 nt
Organism: Quercus lobata
Lineage: Eukaryota; Viridiplantae; Streptophyta; Magnoliopsida; Fagales; Fagaceae
Product: chaperonin 60 subunit beta 2, chloroplastic
Exons: 16
Coding region: 287-2113 (608 amino acids)
Biological process (GO): protein refolding
Molecular function (GO): ATP binding; ATP-dependent protein folding chaperone
Source: RefSeq, a predicted model, not a curated record
CAGACAAAAAACGACGUGGUUUUGUUCCAGAAUAAAAACUGUGUCGUUUCCUAUGCCGUCUCACUCUACAACCCCAAUCCAUUUCCAAACCCUACUCUCAACUCUCUCUUCAACUUUCAUCUUCGCAGCUUCAAAGGAAUUAGGGUUUUCACUGGAGAGGAAUGCACGGACAUUUGAAGGAACCAAGAGGUCGAUUUGAGACUUAAAGAUGUAUUUCCUCCAAACCUUGUUUGGGUGGGCAAAUCCUUUGGGGAAUUUUCUUUUUUAAAGAGCUUUUGAGGAGCAGAUGGCGUCAACUUUUACAGCCAUGUCUUCAGUUGGCUCCUUGGCUGCUCCAGGUUGCCGUGUUAUGGACAAGAAAUUUGCUUCUUCUUCAGACAAGUUAUCAUCUUCUGCUUCCAUUUCUUCGUUCUCAUUUGCUAGGAGACAAAAUGUGAUGUCACAAAGAAAUCGCUCUCCCAAGAUUUGUGCCAUGGCAAAGGAAUUGCAUUUCAACAAGGACGGCUCAGCUAUUAAGAAGCUUCAAACUGGUGUGAACAAGCUUGCGGAUUUAGUUGGGGUUACUCUUGGUCCAAAAGGACGGAAUGUUGUUCUGGAAAGCAAGUAUGGCUCCCCAAAAAUUGUUAACGAUGGUGUUACUGUGGCUAAAGAGGUUGAGUUGGAGGACCCAGUUGAGAACAUUGGUGCUAAGUUAGUGAGGCAAGCGGCUGCAAAGACUAAUGAUUUGGCUGGUGAUGGAACAACAACGUCUGUUGUUCUCGCACAAGGUCUUAUUGCUGAGGGUGUCAAGGUGGUAGCUGCUGGUGCAAACCCUGUUUUAAUUACUCGAGGCAUUGAGAAGACCACAAAAGCUCUUGUGUCUGAGCUUAAGUUGAUGUCAAAGGAGGUUGAAGACAGCGAGCUGGCUGAUGUAGCAACAGUUAGUGCCGGAAACAACUAUGAAGUAGGAAAUAUGAUAGCUGAAGCCAUGAGUAAGGUGGGUCGUAAGGGUGUGGUGACCCUAGAAGAGGGAAAAAGUGCUGAGAACAGCCUUUAUGUUGUUGAAGGAAUGCAAUUUGAUCGUGGUUACAUUUCACCUUACUUUGUCACAGAUAGUGAGAAAAUGGCAGUUGAAUAUGAUAAUUGCAAGUUGCUUCUUGUUGAUAAGAAAAUAACAAAUGCAAGGGAUCUUAUUAACGUGCUUGAGGAUGCUAUCAGAGGUGGAUACCCAAUUGUGUUAAUUGCAGAAGACAUUGAACAAGAAGCUCUAGCAACUUUGGUUGUGAACAAGCUGAGGGGUGCUCUGAAGAUUGCUGCACUGAAAGCUCCUGGUUUUGGAGAGCGCAAGAGCCAGUACCUUGAUGACAUUGCUAUUCUCACUGGAGGAACUGUAAUCAGGGAAGAGGUGGGGCUUACGUUAGACAAAGCUGAGAAGGAGGUACUUGGCCAUGCUUCUAAGGUGGUGCUUACCAAGGAUACUGCUACAAUUGUCGGUGAUGGAAGCACACAGGAAGCAGUAAACAAGAGAGUUGCGCAGAUUAGAAAUCUUAUUGAGGCUGCAGAGCAAGAUUACGAGAAGGAAAAACUGAAUGAAAGGAUUGCAAAAUUGUCAGGUGGAGUUGCUGUGAUCCAGGUUGGUGCACAAACUGAGACAGAGCUCAAAGAAAAGAAACUGAGAGUCGAAGAUGCUCUUAAUGCAACAAAGGCUGCUGUUGAGGAAGGUAUUGUAGUCGGCGGUGGAUGCACCCUGCUCAGACUUGCAUCAAAGGUGGAUGCUAUCAGGGACAGCCUUGACAAUGAUGAAGAAAAGGUUGGAGCAGAUAUUGUCAAAAGAGCUUUGAGUUACCCUUUGAAAUUGAUUGCCAAGAAUGCUGGUGUUAAUGGAAGCGUGGUUAGCGAGAAGGUGCUUUCCAGUGACAAUUUUAAAUAUGGAUAUAAUGCGGCCACAGGAAAAUAUGAAGAUUUAAUGGCUGCCGGAAUUAUUGAUCCAACUAAGGUGGUUAGAUGUUGCCUUGAGCAUGCUUCCUCAGUGGCAAAAACAUUCUUGAUGUCAGAUUGUGUAGUUGUUGAAAUCAAGGAGCCUGAACAAGUGCCUGCUGGCAACCCCAUGGACAACUCAGGAUAUGGCUACUGAGGUUGAUUGACAAUAGAGCUUUCUAAUCGGCAUUAUGAGAUGCAAAGGGAAAGUGAGAAGUGCAACCUGUGUGGUUAGCUAAAGAGAUGUUAGUUUUAUAGUAGCAGAUGAGCAGACUAAACUAAAUAGUAGCAGAUGAGCAGACUAACUUUUUUUUUUUUUUUUUUUUUUUUUGUAAAUUUAAUUAUUUGACAGCAAAAGAAAUAACAGUCUAGUGAGGUCAGCUUGCUGGAGUAUGGCAUGUUUUCAAGGUUUGAGAGUUAGGGCUGGCUCAUAGGCUUAGGCCAUUGCCUAGGGCCCCCAAUUAGAAAAUGGCCCCAAGUUCUGAGAGUAAUGCCAUUUACAUGAAUAAUCUUAGGCCCUUAAUGCUUUCGACUUGUGGGAGAUUUCCGGCAUGAUGAUUGUCACUAUUCUCCUUUUUGUUCAACUUGGCAUUGAAUUGUUUUUGCACA